AUUAAAUGUAGAAGUGGACGGCAGAUGAUAACAGAUAACAAAAAUGGACCAUUUGGCUCCGUUUCAGUGAUUCUCUGGUGAACCCCCCUGUUUCUAACUCUCGGUGAAGAGUCUCCAUUUUCCCCAGCCGCGCGUCAAACAUCCACGGACUUAUUUUAAGCUGGGAACGAGAAACGCGCCGUGCUUUCUCCAAAAAAGACAGUCAGAGGCGGAUGUUGUGACACUUGUAGCUGAAUCUGGAUGCCCAUCUUAAAAAAACGGACAGGUUGGAUUGUUUCACACCCAAUAAGCAUUCGUGCUGUAAGAGAGAAGCUCCGGUGCUGUUUGAUCUUGACUGGGGAAGCGUAAAGGUAGCCUAAAGCCAUUUACGGACGCAUUAAUUUCUAAGCCGCUCUCGGUGCCUGCUUGCAGACAGGAAGGAGCAUGGAUAGAGAGGAAUUUGCUCUGACUAGAGCGUUGAGGGGAUUUGCAGAGCUGGGGGUGAGCGCCUGUGGAAACUAAACUAAGGACAGCUGGCUAACGCGCCGUCACUGACAGCUCGCCAUUUCUCUCCAAGCUUUCUUUUCUUUGUUUUUUUUUCACAUUUUCACCGAGGACACGGCUCUUUUUUUUAGACAGCCAUGGGGAAGGACGAAUGCAAAACAAUGCUGGACGCUUUGAACAAAGUGACAGCCUGCUACAGACAUUUGGUCAUCGCGCUGGGAAGCACCUCGGACUCGCAGAACCUGCGCGAGGAGCUGAAGCGGACCCGCAAAAAGGCCCAGGAGCUGGCCGUGGCCAACAGGACUAAACUGACCUCUUUGCUCAAAGAUAAGAGCAUCAGCAAAGAGGACCGGGCCGAGUACGAGCGCCUAUGGGUGCUCUUCUCGAGCUGUAUGGAGCUCCUGGAGGUGGACAUGAAACGGUCACUGGAGAUAGGGCAGGAUUUUCCCCUCAAGGUGCCCACCAGGCACCUCAUCCAGACCGGGAUGACCGGCAGCACCACCACCGUGGCAGCCAGGGCUAUGAGCGUACAAAACAUGAAGUACGAGGCGGACAGCAACAUCGACACGGCCGACCUGCGGGACCUGCAAUCCGAGAUCACCCAGGUGAGCCAGAUGAUGGAGGAGAUGGAGAUGAAGGUGCAGGUGGCGCCGUGGGCCGUGGAGGCGAAGCAGGAGGCGGGCGCGGAGCUUAAGUCAAACAUGAGUGUAGGAAAUUCCUCCGUGGGUGUCAUUUCCAUCUGUGAAGAGGAGCCCAAAGACGAGGAAGGGGGAGGAAGCAGGAGCGGUGGUGGCUCAGCAACAAUCUGCGCCGUGUUAGUGUUCCUUAUCAUCUUAGGGGUCGCUCUGGUUUUGGGAUAUCUGGUCAUCAACAUGUCCUGAACUGUCUGAACCAGAAGCCCUCACAGAUGGACUCGCUGCGCGGAUGCCCACAGGACCAAGAGAGCAGGCAGCCCCACUAAAGACGGAGAAAGAGGUUUAAACAUUUUACGCACGAAGAUUUAAUCUUCCUCGGAUUCGUGAAUGUAUUCGCUGGAAGAUGAGGAGUUGCACUAGAGAUAAUGUACUGUAGAAGAAUAGAACCAGAGAGUGAACGCACAAUUUGAAGUAUUUUGAGAAGCCAAGGGGUCGUGUUAAUGUUUUUGGAGAAGUGGGGGAAAUAAGUGGUGAAAUUACGUGACAGUGUCUGUCCAUCAGGAUGAUACAAACAACACGUAAUCCAAGUGGAUUAGUGGGAAAGCUCAAGCGUAAAUGUAGCCUCCUGUUAAGUAUUCCCCCUUGAUGUUCUGCUGGUUGUUGCUUUCAGUUUAUGAAUCCAAUCCAGCAAAGUCAGCCUUGGAGGGACUGUGUUAGUCAGAGCAGCAUAGAGCUCAUAGUAUGGGCACUAAUAGAGGCAGUGUUACAGCUAAGCUCAUCACAUCACACAGGUUGGAUGUGAUCAAAUCUGCACUGUUCCACACUCCUGUUAGCACUCUUUUAAUACUAAUCUGUACAGCCAGGUUAGGUAGGCCUGCAUACAUAACAUUCAAUCACAAUGUGCUUCAUAUGAGAGCCUUGGGACCUAUAAGAGACACCCACUGUCUUUGAAUAAUGCACCCGUUCACUGUAAGCCUGUUCAUGUUCCUUUUACUUCAGGGUUUCUUCUUGCAAACAGUGUUGAAUGUAUACAUUGCAACAUGUGAUUAUAGAGGGUUAUUUGUACAUACAGACUGCCGUGUCAG
Cheilinus undulatus (humphead wrasse) is the source of this 2203-nucleotide messenger RNA. RefSeq names its product regulator of G-protein signaling 9-binding protein. Lineage: Eukaryota; Metazoa; Chordata; Actinopteri; Labriformes; Labridae. The coding region runs from base 621 to 1364 and encodes 247 amino acids. Gene Ontology annotation, biological process: detection of light stimulus involved in visual perception; G protein-coupled receptor signaling pathway. The transcript has a single exon. The record is from RefSeq and is a predicted model, not a curated record. Gene Ontology annotation, cellular component: neuron projection; photoreceptor outer segment.